AUGCCCAAAAAAUCGGACAAGCCCUGGUACGAUCUCUCCGACGAAUCCAGUUUCUACGCGUCAAAGCCAAAGCGAAAGCCUAAAUUUAAGGCUAAGCCUGCAACAUCCAACACUGAUUCAGAUUCCUAUUUCAAGGCCAUGUCUCCACUGAGAGAACGGUCGUCGAAAAAGAAGGGAAAGGAGAAGGCAUCCGAUCCCAAGUCCGCUUCUACGUCCAAGAAGAGCUCCACAAAGAAGACAAGUGAAGCGAAGGGUCCAGCACCUGCUAAAGAUCCGGAGCCUGCGUCCGAGCCUGCAAAGAAAUCGAACAGAAAGAGAGGUAGGACGGAGGAUCCAAGCCUAACAGAAUCGGAUGCUUCCACACCUGAACCCAAGAAGAGAUCGCCUCCAAAGAAACGAAAGGUAGACAGCCCUCAGUCGGCAGUCUCUGACUCUGCGCCUCCACCUAAAAAGAAACCCGCGCAGAGAGCCAAGUCCCCCGAAUCUACAGACUCAGGCUCGCCAUCACCAUUGCCAUCACCAUCUCCGCCCCGAGAACCGUCGCCAGAGGAAACCGAAGAACCGGAACCCUAUGGUGAUGAUGAAUCUACUGAGGACCCAGACGAGUCGGAGUCAAACGAAGACAACCAUGACGAUUCCUACCCAGACGAAGCAGAUAUCGUCUUGCCCCCUCCCAACGUCGAUUUCCCGAGACAGCGCAGGGCCAAUCAACCGAUGUCCAACCUCGUCGCAAGCAUGCCGCCCUCGACCGCAAACAUGCACGACACCGGACCUUGGAUCUUCGUGCAUAACCCUCACUACCAUGGGCCCCCGCCACCAAAUCCGAGCAGCUUCUGGACCGAAGCGUCGGAGAAUAUCAUGGGAGGGUAUGACAGCGGCACGCCGAUAAGACGCCAGGGAGGGCGCGUUUCGUCAACGGAAAUGAAUCCGACGCGACAGUUCAUGGAACGAAGUAUCCUUGACCUGGCGAGAAGGAAAGGCAUCAUGACAGGCAAGUGGUUGUUCUUCAUGUCGCCGGGCCGGGUGGACUAUGUCUGGAACGUGAUUGCGCAGGCGACGGAGAGAGGGGAGCUGGGGCCGUCGUCGAAAGUAGCCACGGACGACGGGUCGGGCAGGGCGCGCAUGCUUGCAGUCUACACGUAUAAUUUCGACGACGUGGCUGAUGUAAGGAGGGUGGCGCGGAAGCUGGUCGAGCUGGGACUGAUCAAACCCUAUGAUCGGCCGAUUUACUACAAGACUGAUGCCUAUACGCACCUGGAGAUCAAUUCUGGUAACGCUUGGGGGCUGAAGGCGAGCAUGUACAGUAGCAAGGACAUACUGGCGGGAAGGUUCUGA
Messenger RNA from Aspergillus affinis, 1335 nucleotides. Its product is annotated as DUF1917-domain-containing protein. The record is from RefSeq and is a predicted model, not a curated record. NCBI's taxonomy places the organism in Eukaryota, Fungi, Ascomycota, Eurotiomycetes, Eurotiales, Aspergillaceae. The coding region runs from base 1 to 1335 and encodes 444 amino acids. The transcript has 2 exons.